GGAUUAGGGUUAACUCUUCGCAAUCAGUGAAUCACAGCGUCUCUUGGGCGCCAACCAAAGCUCUUGCAAAUCAGCCUGUUUGGGCACAAACAGGGGAAGGAAUGGGUAGCCAAACUGCUACAAGCAAUGAUCGAUCAAGGACAUACUGGACGCCAACAAUGGAAAGCUAUUUUAUUGACCUUAUGUUAGAGCAGAUGCAUAGAGGCAGUCGGAUUGGCCACACUUUCAACAAGCAAGCAUGGACUGACAUGCUUAAUGUGUUCAAUGCAAAAUUUGGAUCUCAAUAUGACAAAGAUGUUCUAAAAAGUCGAUAUACAAAUAUGUGGAAGCAAUUCAAUGAUGUAAACAAUCUUCUUGGUCAGAGUGGAUUUUCUUGGGAUGAAACUCGACAAAUGGUGGUAGCUGAUGAUUAUGUCUGGGAUGCUUACAUUAAGGCUUACCCUGAUGCGCGAUCCUACAGAACUAAAGCAGUUUUGGAUUUUAGUAAAUUGUGCAUGAUAUAUGGGUAUACCACUGCUGAUGGAAGGUACAGUCGAUCAAGUCAUGAUCUAGACUUUGACGAGGAAGUGCAAGGAGUAAAUAUGGGUGAUGGAAUGGGCAGUCUUGCCCCUUCGAAUAAUGAGCGCUCACGGACUGAUUGGACUCCAGCCAUGGACCAAGUUUUCAUUGAGCUUAUGCUGGACCAAGUAGAAAGAGGGAAUAGGACCGACAAUGCAUUCAAUAAACAAGCAUGGACUGAUAUGCUUGCUUCGUUCAAUGCAAGGUUUGGUCCUCAACAUGGCAAAAGAGUUUUAAGGCAUCGAUACAAGAAAUUGUGGAAGUACUAUAGUGACAUCACAUUUUUUCUUAAACAAAAUGGCUUUUCCUGGGAUGAAACACAACAAAUUAUUGCAGCUGAUAAUGAUGUCUGGGAUGCACAUAUCAAGGCACACCCGCAUGCGCGGACAUAUAGAAGAAAAACUUUGCCAAACUACUAUGAUUUGCUCCUAAUAUAUGGAAAUGAAAUUGGUGAUGGGUUCAACUGUGAUUUACAGCAGAACAAAAACCCUGAAGAUGACAUAUCAGAAAGGAAAGCUGCUGAAGGCAAGGGGGAGCAGACCCCUACUUUGAGUGAUCGUACAAGAACAUAUUGGACACCACCAAUGGACCGUUAUCUUAUAGAUUUGUUACUAGAACAGGUGCAUAAAGGAAAUAAACUGGGGCAGACUUUCAUAACCCAGGCUUGGAUCAACAUGGUUACCUCUUUCAAUGCAAAAUUCAGAUCUCACCAUGACAAAGAUGUUCUGAAGAAUCGAUACAAACAUUUGAGGAGGCAGUACAAUGACGUAAAGAUUCUUCUUGAGCAGAAUGGGUUUUCAUGGGAUGAAACAAGAGAAAUGGUAACAGCUAGUGACAUUGUUUGGGAUGCUUAUACCAAGGAACAUCCUGAUGCUCGAUCAUAUAGAGUUAAAACUCUGCCAAGCUAUUACAAAUUGUGUGUUAUAUUUGGGGAAGAGCGUUCUGAUGGUAGAUACAGCCGUUUGGCACACAAUGCAGACCCCAGUGCUGAAUUGCCUGUUCUGAUGACUGGUACUGGUGAGGAAAUAAAUGAACAAUGUUUUGCUGGUGAUAUUCUCUUGGGAAUAGAUUGGACACCAUCAAUGGAGCUUCAUUUUAUUGACCUUAUGAUUGACCAUGUGCACAGAGGCAAUAAGCUUGAUCACAUAUUCAAUGAGCAAGCAUGGGCUGAUAUGGUUGGAUCAUUUAAUGAAAAUUUCGGAUUAAGAUGUAACAAAAAUCUUCUAGAAGAUCGGUAUUUCUGCUUGAUGAAACAGCAUGAUGACAUCUGCAAUCUUCUUAAUCACACCGGUUUUACAUGGGAUGAAUCUCAACAAAUGGUAACUGCCGACAAUGAUGUCUGGGAAGCUUAUGUUGAGGAAUAUCCAGAUGCUAUUUCAUAUAGAGGUAAAGUCUUACACAGUCACAGUGACUUGUGCAAGAUCUUUGGAAAUAAAGUAGCAGAUGGAAGAGUCUAUGAUCAGUCCCUGGGGAUGGAAACAGACAUAACUGCCCUGGAAAUAGAGAUGGAUGGACCAUCAAGAGAUCCACAAUAUCCAGCCGGGAAUACUCAAGCAUCUGAUGAUGAGAGAAAGCGGCCAACCGGGACACCUUCGGCGUCCCGACGUCCUAAAAAGGCACAAAAGACUGGCAAGAGAAUGGAAGAAGCUCUUUCCGAGAUGGCGGGUGUAGUGAAAAGAUUGGUAAAUAAGAAAGAGAAAAAGAACUGCAAAUUGAUAGAAAGUGCAAUUGAUGCUCUCCAAGCAAUACCGGAAAUAGAUGAUGAGCUAAAGCUGGAUGCUUGUGAUCUUUUGGAAGAUGAGAGAAAAGCAAAAACGUUUUUGGCGUUGGAUGUGUCUCUCAGAAGGAAAUGGUUACUAAGAAAGCUCCGUCAGUAGUCGCCUUAGUUUUUGAGUGACUAAAUAUCUCAAACAAAUUUUGACUGAGAUUAGAUAAUUUAGUCUGUAAAUACACACUAGCACUCGUAAUAUUGUAUUGAACCUUUUUAACUGUUCAUCAAUUUUUAUGUACAUGUUUUCUGGAGUU
This is a messenger RNA of Corylus avellana, 2583 nucleotides long. RefSeq names its product Myb/SANT-like DNA-binding domain protein. The record is from RefSeq and is a predicted model, not a curated record. Lineage: Eukaryota; Viridiplantae; Streptophyta; Magnoliopsida; Fagales; Betulaceae.